CGCCAAAUAAGGAAAUGACGUGAAAAAAAGCGUCGGCGGUGUUCCUCACAGAGGAGUUCUGAUAUGUCGGAGUUUUGAAGAAUCGAUUUUACUAGUUAUGCGGAGACGUACCUGGUGAAUGACAGGAUGGAUGAAGUGUUCGGGGAGGAUAGUGCCUUUUACUCCAAGGCCGAGGUCUACUGGAAGCAAGUUCCCCCCACAGUGGAUGGUAUGCUAGGGGGCUAUGGCAGCAUCUCAAACGUAGACAUUAACGGCUCGAAGAAGUUUAUGCAGAAAUUCCUUGGGGAGGGACAGGGGAAGACUGGCAAUGGGUUUGCCCUGGACUGUGGCGCUGGUAUUGGCCGCAUCACCAAACGCCUCCUGCUGCCGCUCUUCCGCACUGUGGACCUGGUUGAUGUCACACAGGAGUUUCUAGACCAGGCAAAGUCCUACCUGGGAGAGGAUGGCAAGAGGGUGGAGAACUACUUCUGUUGCGGCCUGCAGGACUUCCAACCUCAGCCCAGCCGCUAUGACGUCAUCUGGAUCCAGUGGGUCAUAGGUCACCUGACGGACGAGCAUCUGGUGGAGUUCCUGCGGCGCUGCCAGGGCGGCCUGAAGCCCGGCGGGCUGAUCAUCAUCAAGGACAACGUGGCGUACGAUGGCGUGGUGCCCGACGAGGUGGACAGCAGCGUGUGCCGCGACCUGCCCUUAGUGCGUAAGCUGGCGCAGCAGGCCGGCCUGGGCCUCGUCCAUGAGGAGCAGCAGCUCGACUUCCCCGAGGAGAUCUACCAGGUGUGGACGCUCGCGUACAGAUAGGACCAACCAGCUGGACGACAGAGAAUGACAAUGACAACAACAACAACAACGGCAACAACAACGAUAGGAACUGAGAAUGUGCUGUGCAUGCCUGCAUGUGUCAGGUGAUGGUUGUUCCUACGUGUGGUUUUUUUAGAAGAUUUUUUUUUUUUUUUUUGUAUGUUCCUCCAGUGUCUUUUUGUCAGAAUGUAUGCACUAAACUUUUAACGAGCUCUAUUAAUGUAAACACAACAUAUUGCUACCAUUAUAAAGAAUAUGAUGAAUUGCUGAUAUAUUUCAUAAUGAAUGUACUGGUUGGGGUACAUCGAACUCAGGUAUUGGGUCUAUGACAAAUAAAAGUAUCUUGCAUAGGUGAUUCUGACUUGGGAUGCCAGGUGUUGGACCCCCUCUCAGUAGUGGACACACACGACCAGCAGAGAAAUGACACUCAUGCUGCUGCUUUUUAUCACAAAAGCCUCCUCAAAAUGCACGUUUUUAAAUGCUAUUUUUAUUCAGAAAGACGGAUAAUCUAAUCAUACUACAGGAGAGUAGCUCUUCCAAUCAUUUUUUUUUGCUAUUCAGAGAGAACGAGGAUUCAGUCAAAUUUGGUGUCAUCAUGCUUUUUGUCUGUGUGCAGGACUUGGCUAGAGAUGACAUGAAAUACUGUAACAUAUUUAUAUUUUGUGAUGUUUGUUUGUGUGUCCUGAUAAGGUGUGUGAAUGUGCAAAAUAUACAUCUUUAAACAAGUACAGAAA
Molecule: messenger RNA, 1529 nt
Organism: Clupea harengus (Atlantic herring)
Lineage: Eukaryota; Metazoa; Chordata; Actinopteri; Clupeiformes; Clupeidae
Gene: ntmt1
Product: N-terminal Xaa-Pro-Lys N-methyltransferase 1
Biological process (GO): N-terminal protein amino acid methylation
Cellular component (GO): cytoplasm
Molecular function (GO): N-terminal protein N-methyltransferase activity
Source: RefSeq, a predicted model, not a curated record